AUUAGAGGAAAAACCUUCAAAUCGAGAGGGAAGAAAAAUCAAAAUCUGAAAGGAGAACAAGAUAGAACGACAGGAGAGAAAGCUUCUAAAAGAAAGAAAACACUUUAAAAUAAGAAGGAAGACUACAAAACGCGAAGGUAAAAAAUAUUCAGAGCGAGACGAAGAAUCAAAACAAGAAGGAAAAUAAAAAUCUGAGAGGAAAAAACAGCGAGGGCCACGUCUGCCACCUUGCGGGAGUCCUGUGGUGACGCGCGGCAACUAGCGCGGCACUGGCUCGAGGUCUUGGUGACACUCGAGCCCUCAGUGUCACUUCGGGUCACGCAGAGGUCGGACGGGUCGCGGCGAGCCUCAGAACAUUGCACACGCGUCUCGGGGAACAUUACUUAUCGUUGAGUGUACAUCGGGUGUGCGUUACUGUGCGUGUGCGUGUGUGUGUGUGAUUUAAUCAGGCCGGACUUCUUGGGAUUGAUGUGCGUGCGGCUGAGCGAACUGCGGCGUGAUUACAUGCACGUGUGUGAGUGACGUGCGGGAGGGAGGGUGUGUGCCACACAGACCACGCCAUGGGGAAGAGGAGCCACGCCUCUCACCACACUUCCAGGGGCGCCACCACUCCACCACACGCCCCACGCGGCUCCCACGCCUCCCCGCCCACGACUAGAAGUCCACAAAGCUCCCCGCACAAGAGGCGCCGCGGGGAAGCCAUCCUCCCCUCCAAAACCAGCGCCUCGGACACCGCCAUGACCUCCACCAAGACCCUGACGAUGCUGACCUCGCUAGACGUGCUGGAGGGCGGCGGGGAGGUGCUGCGGCUGGGGUCCUCUGAAGGCAUCAAGCAGGAGGAGGACGGGGAGGCUGCGGGGUACACCAGCCACGCCCCGCCGCCCAGGACUCUGCCAGCCACCACCUCGCCGCCACCCACGUCAACCUCUGAGAUGUCCUCCUCCUCCUGCUACCCUGCCUUCACCUCUCCGCCAGUCACCUCCUCCCCGCCAGCGCCACUCUCGGCCCUCUACAGCCCCUCGCAGGUCGCCGUUUCCUCCCCCACGUGCCCGCCUCCCUCAGGAGCCGCGCCCUACACCAGUGACUCCCUGGGCCAGCUGGGAGGCAAGCAGCGGUGCCACGCCAACGCCAGGGAGAGGGACAGGACGCACAGAGGCCCCACACUGAACACCGGAUCGUGUCUUCCCAGCGUGAACAGUGCCUUCAGUACCCUUCGGACCCUUAUUCCCACCGAGCCAGCCGACCGCAAGCUCUCCAAGAUCGAAACCCUCCGCCUCGCCUCCUCCUACAUCAGCCACCUGGGCACGCAGCUCCUGGCAGGUCCCGUGGAACAGCCGUGUUUGCGCCACUCCCAGUACAACUACACCGGCACGGGGGAGCGGCGCCCCGUCUGUACCUUCUGCCUCGCCUCCCUCAAGAAACAGAGUGGGUGGGCAGGACACUCUUUGCUUUAUUGA
This is a messenger RNA of Scylla paramamosain (green mud crab), 1457 nucleotides long. RefSeq names its product T-cell acute lymphocytic leukemia protein 1-like. Gene Ontology annotation, molecular function: RNA polymerase II transcription regulatory region sequence-specific DNA binding; protein dimerization activity; DNA-binding transcription factor activity, RNA polymerase II-specific. Gene Ontology annotation, biological process: regulation of transcription by RNA polymerase II; developmental process. Lineage: Eukaryota; Metazoa; Arthropoda; Malacostraca; Decapoda; Portunidae. The transcript is spliced from 3 exons. The record is from RefSeq and is a predicted model, not a curated record. The coding region runs from base 561 to 1457 and encodes 298 amino acids.